UUCAAGUUUCUAGAAAUUAAGGAUCAGCUAGCGAGCACCAAUGGCGCCGCCGGCUCCUGCGUUCCCCGUCGCGCUGCUGGUGGUGGUGGUUUCCAUCGCCAGCGUCCACGCGCAGGCCGGCAGCGGCAGCACCGCCACCUGCAGCACCGACCUCUUCCGCCUCCUCCCAUGCCUGCCCUACAUCGAGGGCUCCGUCGCCGCGCCGGCGGACACCUGCUGCGCCAACCUGGGCAGCAUGGUGCACGACGAGCCCCAGUGCCUCUGCCAGGCUCUCAGCAACCCCAGCACGGCCCCCGUCGCCGUCAACAUGUCGCGCGUGAUGGCGAUGCCCCGGCUCUGCCGCCUCGACCUCCCGUCUGCCGCUGGCGCCUGCGCAGUUGCAGGGCUUCUUCCGGCUGGAACAACGCCGCCGGCGGCGGCGAUCGUUCCACGCCCAAGCGCGAACUCCACUGCUGCAUCGACCCUCACGCCGGCGACGAGGACGCCGGCGACACCACGUAUGACACCGUCACCGUGGGUGAGCAGCCAGAUGCCACGAUACAGCAGCGGCGGGUCCAAGGUGAUAGUCGAUGGCUUUUCUGUCGCACUUGGUUUUGUGGCAUUGGUUUCAGUCCUCGCAUUCUGAAGCAUUCGGCCACUGACUACCGCGAUGGUUGGCAUCCCGUCAGGCAGGGGCGAAGCUAGAGCUGAAUCGAGGGGGUACCCUAUCUAUAGUUUUGCUGCUGGCUCU
Molecule: messenger RNA, 730 nt
Organism: Panicum virgatum (switchgrass)
Lineage: Eukaryota; Viridiplantae; Streptophyta; Magnoliopsida; Poales; Poaceae
Product: non-specific lipid transfer protein GPI-anchored 11-like
Exons: 2
Coding region: 41-625 (194 amino acids)
Source: RefSeq, a predicted model, not a curated record